AUGAAUGGGGCUACAAGAUUGAUUAAUGAUCAGAAUCGAACUGCCCAGUUGGCAGCUCAAUUCAACGACUUCUACCUUCAAAUCACAUCUCCUUCCAUAAGUCAAAUUGGUAAUUAUAGAAUCAUUGAAGAAAUUGGUGAAGGAGCAUUUGGUAAAGUCUAUUUAGCCAAACAUAUCUUACUUAAUAUCAAUGUGGUUUUAAAAUGUGGGUUGGUAGAAGAUCCUAAUAUAGUACGAGAAAUCUAUUAUCAUAAACAGUUGAAACAUAAAAAUAUCGUCACUUUAUAUGAAGUUAUUAAAACUGAACAACAUCUAUGGUUAGUCUUAGAAUAUUGUGAAGGAAGUGAAUUAUACUACUUAAUCUAUGAAAAGAAAAGAAUCCCAAUAGAAGAAUGUCAACAUAUCUUCUUUCAAAUCGUACUAGGUUUGAAGUACGUUCAUUCACUAAAUUUAAGUCAUCGAGAUUUGAAAUUAGAAAAUAUCUUAUUUGCUGAUAAAAAGAAAACUCUUAUUAAAUUAACUGAUUUUGGCUUUGUAAGAGAAUUUAAUCCUCAAUCAAGAAAGUUCUUAUCAACCGUAUGUGGUACCACUGUUUAUAUGGCACCUGAAUUAUUAAAAGGGGAAAAAUAUUCUGGUUUUGCAGUUGAUAUUUGGUCAUUGGGAGUUAUACUAUAUACUAUGGUAUAUGGACAAUUACCAUUUGAUUUUGAUGAUGAUUUAAAGAAUAAAUUCAGUAUUAUUCAUGAAGAACCUUCAUUUCCUGAUUUCAUACCAUCUCAUAUAAUUGAUUUAAUCACUAAAAUGUUACAAAAGGAUCCUCAACAACGACCUGAUCUUAAUGAAAUCUUAAAUUCAGAAUUCUUAAUUGAUUUAAAUAAUAAACAUUUACGUAAAGUGAAUAAGAAUAAAAUGAGAUUGGAAACUGAAUCAAUCAUUUCUAUCCAUCAACAUUAUCAAUCUAAUAAUCAACCAUUCCAAUCAAAAACUGAACGUGAAGUAGUUAAGAAAUUAGAAAAAUUAAAUGUCGAUAUUGACGAUUUACAACGUGGAGUAUAUACCAAUGAAAUGAAUCCAUUAACUUCAUUCUAUGAAUUAUUAUUAACUGAAGAAUAUAAAAAGAAGAAAUUAAAAUAUUAUCGUGAAAAGAAAAAGAGAUAUUAUGAUGCAAAAAGAACACUUAAGAAAUCUCGUAAAAGAGUUAAAAGUGCUCUUUCAUUGGUCGAUCAAGCAACAGGGGGUGUGGCUAGUUCUGCAGUAGGUGGCCAACCGUUAGAAAGAAUCUUAUCAACCUUAAGCCUUUCUUCAAAUCGUAAUUCAAGUAAAACUAAUAUUCAUAAAUUAACAUCUGAAAGAAGAAAAUCAACCGAUAUUUCAGAAAAGAGAAUUGAAUCUCAACUGACUAAAAAUUCCGAUUUCCUAAAUCCAACCGCAUUAGUAUCAACUCCAACUUCUUCAACUACCAAAAUUGCUCCUGUAAAUUCAGCUUCCAAAAAGGAAUUUUAUAUCCCUGAAUCACCUCCAUCAGCAGAUAAUAGAAAUCGAACCUUAACUAGAGUGAUUUCCUUUGUGCCUGAUGAAAAGGCAAGAAAACCAUCCAUAGCAUCAUCAAUAACGAAUAAUGAUCGAUUCAGUAAGAGAAGGAAUAGAAAUAAUAACAACUUUUUAGAAAAGAUACAAUUUUGGAAAAAACAACCGAAAAAUGCUGAUGCCCCUGAUACAUCAUCAAAUAGUGGUCAAUCAUUACCUAAAUCAUCUACCGAUUAUAGUAACAAUAAUUCAAAUCAUUAUAAUAAUGGUGUAAUCGAUAAAGUGACGCCUAGUACAUCUCGAAGUCUUGAAAAAUCAAUCAAUAAUAAUAACAAUGCUACCAACACAUCACCUAAUGGGGUUGCAGAAGGAUUAAGACCAGCAUUUACGCUUGGUGGAGAUUUGAAUAAACCUGAUAAUCCAAUACCGAGAGAAUCGUUUGAAGAAGAUAAUAAAUUGAUUUCUCCCGCAUACGAACAACCAGCUACCCCACCGGUAGCAGAAUCAUUUGUAAGAUCAACUAGAACUAGACCAACUUCUAUUGUUUCACAAAUAUCACAAAUGAGUCAUUUCAGUCAAAUGUCAACCAUGUUAUCGGAAUCGGAAUUGGAUAUUCUUGAUGAAACUGAUACUAUGGAUGAGGAUUAUGAAGAAGAUGAUGAUGCAGCUUAUGAAUCAAGUAUUAGUGUAUCUCAAGAUUUUACGAAAAACCUGUCUACGGGAUUAACACCCUCAGGAAGUGUGGCUACAUCUAAUAGUUCAUCGAAACCACUUGGAGGAGGGCAUGUUAAAAAGAAGAGACCUGGUUAUAAACGGGCCUUGUCGUCUGAUCUUUCAAUUCAAUCAGCUUCUACAACAGCUACUGUGUCUAAACAGCAUGCUAAGAAAUUCUCAUUAUCACAAUUAUCAUCGAAUUCUUCUGAAGAAAGUUCAAUCAAAUCUAACACGUUUGUCACUCCUGUCCCUAAUAAAAUGACACCCUCAGCCUCAUCAGAUAAUAAUACUCUUAACACAGUUAAUACCUUGGAGCAAACUUUGAAUAAUCCUACAUUCAUGGCAAGAUCAAAUUCGCCUGAUUUUUCGAAAUUAAAUAAAAAACGUUGGAAGAAUCCGAUUUUUUCAAAUUCAAUUUCAAGUAGUAAUAAUUCAUUAAAUAAUCAUAGUGAUCCAUCACUUAUGAAUUCUGGUCCUGGUCUUGGUCCAUCAUUUAUGAGAUCUCAAUCACCUCCUCCUAUAAAGGGUCCUAUGAUGAGACCACAACCAUUUGAUUCGAAGAGUAAUUCAAAUUCUCCUGCCCCUGCUGCUCCGUCACCCGGUUUAACUGCCAAUCCUCCUGAUUACUUCAUGACUCAUCAAAUGGAUACGAAAUGGGAAACCUCGUUUGAUAAUGUUUCUCAUAGUAUUCAUUCACCUCGUCCGAUGACUACCGCCACCACUACCACAACCAAAACCACAUUAUACGGUCCCGUCAUUAAUGAGGAAGAAGAAGGCGACUUUUGA
This is a messenger RNA of Scheffersomyces coipomensis, 3027 nucleotides long. RefSeq names its product non-specific serine/threonine protein kinase. Gene Ontology annotation, cellular component: cytoplasm. The record is from RefSeq and is a predicted model, not a curated record. NCBI's taxonomy places the organism in Eukaryota, Fungi, Ascomycota, Pichiomycetes, Serinales, Debaryomycetaceae. Gene Ontology annotation, molecular function: protein serine/threonine kinase activity; ATP binding. Bases 1 to 3027 code for a protein of 1008 amino acids. The transcript has 2 exons. Gene Ontology annotation, biological process: intracellular signal transduction; protein phosphorylation.